AAAUUUCUAAAUUUUGGCACUGAACAUACCAAAGCGUGAAAUGAAAAAAAAAGACAACCGGCAAAAUGUCAAGCUACAGCUGAUAUAACCUUUCGAGGCUCUUCAUACAUUAAAGUUUCUAAAUCAGUUAAAAUUAUUUAUAAACUCAGGAAUAUUUAUAUCAUGACCAAUACAUCAACCGCAUCAAGUAGCUCAAAAGCAGCUAGCCAGAAACCAAAACAACAACAGCUAUUGGAAAUUAAGGAUAAAGUAAAAGUUUUAUGUUUGCAUGGCUAUAGACAGAAUGGUGAUGCGUUAAAAAAUAAAUUGGGUUCAUUCCGCAAAUUUGCUGGCAAAUAUGCAGAAUUUGUAUUUUUAACAGCGCCCCAUCAUGCAACACCUCUUGAACCAGGCGGCGAACCAGUGCCAGAUCAGCGAAGUUGGUGGGCAAACAAAGACGAUGGCUCUUUUAAAGGUACAAAUAAAGGUGGGCCGGCAUUUGGAUUCCAAGAGAGUUUGCGUCUGGUUGAGGAGGCGUGGAAAACACAAGGACCAUUCCAAGGUCUACUAGGCUUCUCGCAAGGCGCUUGUUUUGUUGGCUUGCUAUGCGGUCUGGCUAAAAAAAAACUAACUACUGUGCGUCCGGAUUUUGCCAUAUUAUCGUCAGGCUUUAUCUCUGGUAGCCUGGUGCAUAAAAGCGCAUAUGAAGAAACUAUUACUAUACCAACGUUGCAUAUAUAUGGCCUCUCAGACGACAUCAUACCAAAAGAAAUGAGUCAGGAAUUGGCCGCAUAUUUCAAAAAUGUUGAGAUAUUGGAACAUCCUGGUGGGCAUUACUUCCCAGCAACGGCCCAACAGAAACAGACGUAUAUAAAUUUUUUUCAAGAUCGCUUACAAGAAUACUUGGAAAACUUGGAAUUGCAACAGUCGAGUAAUGCUUCAUUCAUUGAAGAAGGCGUCCAAGAGGCUACUUCUAAUGGCAGUGGGAGCGAUGACUCGGAUUGAGUAUAAUGAAAAUAUGUUUGCAAGUGAUUAAUUUUGUAGGAGAAUAAUAUUUACAAAAGCAUUUUUUCGUGUUUUCUUUCUUUAAUAAUUAAAUCUUAUUUUUACAAUUAUGUUAAUUAAUUAAUAAAAUUAACCGAAUAUAUAGUAAUUCAUAAAGAUA
Molecule: messenger RNA, 1144 nt
Organism: Ceratitis capitata (Mediterranean fruit fly)
Lineage: Eukaryota; Metazoa; Arthropoda; Insecta; Diptera; Tephritidae
Product: esterase GA18864
Exons: 2
Coding region: 163-984 (273 amino acids)
Biological process (GO): response to retinoic acid
Cellular component (GO): cytoplasm; nucleus
Source: RefSeq, a predicted model, not a curated record